UUCUCAUCCUUUCAGACCACUAGAUAGACUUAACUUAAUAAAACGGCUUAUAAAAAAGAGAGUGUAAGGAGUUCGCCCUAGGAAACCUCUCAGGCCCGAAUCCUGAUGUGCGCCACUUGGAUGGAUCUCCUCCGCUCUGCCUAGCUCUCCACCCCCUGAAGCAGUUCCUCCCCUCCUUCGUGAUGAUGAUGGUGACUGCUCCUCUCUGUCCGCUGUCCAGGCCUCUUCCUCCGCUGUGGCCCCGGCCUCCUCCAGAUCCACCGCCGUACCAGGAGCCCGAUGGAUCUCCUCCGCUCCUCCACCCCCUCCACCUCCGCCUAGCUCUCCACCCUCUGAAGCAGUCUCUCCCCCCCUCCGUGUUGAUGAUGGGGUCUGCUCCUCGUUCGCUGGCGUUUCCCUCUACCGUCCUUCCGCCAGAACCACCGGGCCUUCCGGAUAUACCUACGGCGUUUGUCCUUUUUCGCUUCUACUUCACCUCUACCAGUAUCUCUCAAGCCAAGACCCGAAUAUCAGAUCUCGAUUUUCCAACUCCGACGCUUGAGUCUUAAAGCUGCGACGCUCCCAUACCAUCUCCUCGUGCUUUUACCCAGAUCUCAAUUCUUAAGCCUCUACCCAAGAUGGCUAUAAAGACUGGUGAUGGUGAUGGUGAUGGUCUCCUAGUGUCUACAAGUGACACUCUGUUCGCCUACGAGCUCCAUUCUCCUGUGAUAUACAGGUUUAUAUUGGGUUGUGUCGAUGACAUUCCCUUCGCCUACGGGCUUUUUUCUCCUGUGAUAUACAGGUUACUACUACUAUUUGGGGGUGUUGACUGGCCUUCAAUCAGGUCUUGUUUCGACCUCCCUACCACUCUUCCUUUUGAGGUAGAAGAAAAAAUCAUAGUCACUCUUACUCCGAUGAAUAUGGAUGGUGCGGGUUAUGAUUUCCCGCUUGUCCCUCAUCUGAAUCAGUCUUAUCUCCUAAUAUUUCCUCCUAUAGAGAGUGAAAUGGAUGAACAAGCUUCGUUGGUAUUGCAAGGAUUUUCCUCCCUUCGAAUGCUCUUCUCUGCGUAUGGUGCAGUGGGUGUGAUCUCACGGGUUACACUAGAUGCGGUCUUGGAAGAAGCUUAUGAUGUUGUGAUACGAUUUCAUUUGGUUUCUGUUUGGGACUUGUAUCACCUUUCUGUUUGGUUUCUGUUUCCUAUUUUCAUGUUGUUGUUGUGUUUAGUUUGGCUGUCAAUAAUCUAGUUAUUGUUGUUAGUUUGGC
This is a messenger RNA of Raphanus sativus (radish), 1242 nucleotides long. RefSeq lists its product as uncharacterized. Lineage: Eukaryota; Viridiplantae; Streptophyta; Magnoliopsida; Brassicales; Brassicaceae. Bases 618 to 1223 code for a protein of 201 amino acids. The transcript has a single exon. The record is from RefSeq and is a predicted model, not a curated record.